This is a messenger RNA of Lytechinus pictus (painted urchin), 4315 nucleotides long. RefSeq lists its product as uncharacterized. The coding region runs from base 1126 to 2820 and encodes 564 amino acids. Gene Ontology annotation, molecular function: protein dimerization activity. NCBI's taxonomy places the organism in Eukaryota, Metazoa, Echinodermata, Echinoidea, Temnopleuroida, Toxopneustidae. The transcript has 2 exons. The record is from RefSeq and is a predicted model, not a curated record.
CAUUGUAUGCCGAACAGAGAGUAGUCUAGGGCUGGACGUUCGCAGAUAAUUGUUUGGGAAACCCGACACUCACUGAUUGCAUAACGAAAACACACCAGUAUACAAAUCCUCACUUUCCACCUUCUUUCUUUGCCCAACACUCACUCAUUGCAUAUCGUACCUUAGUAGGCCUAUAAUAUACCUCUGGUGUCGGGUUUUCCAAACAAUUAACUAUCAACGUCCAGAUCUAGACUAAGCAGGGAAAGGAGGGCUUGAUAAUUAUGAUUGAAUACCUUGGAUAUUGCAAUGGAGAUGGAAAUAAAUGUGAGAGAAGGAAAGAGAAAUGAAACGGGAAUCUGUGAUUAUAUAAUACACGUGACGAGACACAUGCAAAAUCGAGACAGCGUAGGCACAUCAGUGUAAAAUGUAUAUGCCUAUAUCCCUGGCCAAUAUUGCACUUGUUUUGACACUUGGGAUCAUUCUUUUCUUCGCGUUCAAGCGAUAAUGUACACCUGAAUUUCAGGACCCUGGCGAAGUGAUAAUAUAAGUGCAAACGUACAUUUAGAAGAGCUGGAUCAUAGAUGCACCGCCCACUUGUCAUCAAUCGAUCCAAUCAACGAUCAAAAUAGCACACAUUCAAGGUUAGUGAACAUUCCCUGUAGUCAGCAAGCACGGACUAACUUGAAAAUUUGACUAUAUGUGUGAAGACUAAACUCCAAACUCUGAGUCAAAUACAGAGAGUAAAGCUUCAGACUGCAUAUAAAUGCUCUGUUAUUGCGAAAACCAAAGGUCUGUGCCUGCAGACUGAUCGCCAUACUCGUACAUACCCAGGAGAAUGAUAUAGGGAGGGGACUCGCCCACUUCUAUUCCAUGUCAUGUUUGUUGUUGACACUAAACAUCAGUCGUUGUCUGUACUCUACGCGACAGACAGACAGUUUAUCCUCAUUCAUCAUUCAGAUCUCAGGCGAAUUGGACGACACGGCUUGACUGAUCGUGUAUCUCAAUUAUCACUUGAUUUGAUAGAAAGGACUUAUUUUACAAUAAUCUUUGGGACUCGAUCACUUUGUCUUCGACAAUAUUUAAGGAAGUGGUGUCCAUGUGUCUCUACUCUUUCUGCAAGAAAGAAAGUUGUCAAAAUCUGAUACCAUGGCUACCCAGUCGGAGCUUGCACAGAUCCAACAUAUCCUCGGUAAGCGCCGAAACUUGGACCAAAACCCACUCGAUCUAAGCUCAAGAAAGAAGUCAAGAGAAUAUCUAGAUAGUCACAAAGAUGUGGAAAAGCGGAGGAGAGAUCGCAUCAAUACAUGCCUUGAUACUAUUCGUUGUCUUGUUCCCCUGUGUCAUCAACUACCAAGGCACAGAAGAGUUGACAAGGCUGAUCUUCUUGAUCUAGCCAUCAUUUAUCUUCGUAUGGUCAACCAAUUCCUUGAAAAACUGGGCAUCAAUGACAUCUUUUCUGCAGCACAUAAGCAAGUCUCCCUGUUUACCUCUCUUGAAAAGUGGGUAAAGGAUCAUGGAGAAAAGAGCCAGGAUGUUACAAGCUUUACGAAAGAGAUCCUGGGUUUCUUGCAAGGUGAAGUAGAGACGGCCUCGCAUGUGAUUGCCAGUCAGCAGACGGCACAAAACUCCCAUCCAGGAUCAGAGAAUGGCUUUCUGCAGAACUCCGAUUGGAUGAAAAAUGAACAAUCUGGACUUGAUGAUGACCCGUCUGGCCUACGAUCAGUCAUGACAUCUUCUGGAUCAGAUGAAGAAAGAUCACAAGGUAGUUACAGAGAAAAUAGAAGUUCUGGAUCAGAGGAUUCCGUAGGUGUUGCAUCUCCUUCUAACUUGGCCUCCUUCAGAGGGACGGAUUUUCAAAGAAAGUGCCGUGAGUUGCCCCCUAGGGACGCCGGCGAAAGGAAGGACAAUAUUGGACAUGAGAAGUCCUCGACUGGAAGUAGAUACAACUCGCUGGUGUCCUGCAGUAACCCAUAUGUAGAGUAUGUUGACAAGGCAGUCAAUACUGAUGCUACUUCAUCAAAGUUCACCUGGCCACCUGACAGCACUUUUACUUUGCCUAUCCUAUCUGGAAAAAUUGUUCUUCAUACACCCACCGGGGUGAGUGGUACCAACAACUUGAAUGCACCUGUCACUCUGCAUGCAGAAAUCCAUUCAUCUCCUUUUCAAUCUCGAUCACCCGCACCCCAGGAGAAUGAAACUUAUCAAGAGCAAAAUGGUGGUGGAAUUGACUACUCAGAGAGAUUUCCUGUCGAAAAUAGCGUAGAGGCAAAUGAACCCGUUUGCUUGUCAACACACAGUACUGGAUCCAAAUUUGGCGAAACCCUUCCAUUCAACCACCAACCCCGUCUCGGCCACGUUUUGCCCAGUCGUACAUCAAUACGUUCAUCGAGAAUGGCACCACACGACAUUGAUUUUCCUUUACCCACGAUUAACCAAGAUCACUAUUGCCUGCCGAUAGAAAGACAUAAUUCUGCAAUGGGUCUGGAAGAUGUCUACUCGUACGACGGAGAUGAAAUGAAAAGCUACAUGUCACUCCUGCCUUUAAGGAGAUAUUCCGAGGAGAGGGGUACCGCGUUCUCCCCACCUCAAGGCCACAGACCUCCACUUACUCCCCUAGUCGUGGAUGACAGCGACGUUAAAUAUAGAAAUGAACACAGUGGCCCCUAUUUCAAGAGACAUGUCGAUGGUUUAAGGUUAGGCCAAGCACAGGUCAGGAAUUGCACUGGUCACAACGAAAGGAGUAAACCACGCAGUUCGUGCACAAGUACACAACCGUCUUCCUUGAAAUUAAAAAGUCUGAUGGUUCACAGGCAUCAAACCCAACAUAUCAUGUCACGAUGAGGGAUUAAUAAUAGGACUCUAACCAUUUUUUAUCUCUAUCUCCCAUUCAUUUUUAUUAUCUCGGUCUUUUAUCAUACAAGUAGAACGUAGGAGAUGAGUUAUUUUACCUGAAGUUAUAGAGCUGAUAUUGUUCUUAUAGGCCUACUUACAUUUUUAGUUAUAUGCCGCCAAAUGGCCUAAUCUUGAAAUUCGAAAGGUGCCUUUGUAUAUGGUUGUUUUUGGUGCAUGGGUUUUACUUCUUUCUGUAGAAAAAUUGUUGUGUUUAAUUUUAUGGAAAAUUUUUCUUUCAGUUCUUCUGGGUCGUAGAAAGUUAAGGUACUUGUACAUCUAAUUGAGUGAUGUUCCGUAAAUGGAUUCCUAUAGUUUCAUUUCAAAUUCUAUCGUAUGUUAAAGGGGAAGUUCACACUGAAGUCAGGUUGCAUCUUUUUAAUACAAGAUUGCAGAAAAUGUGAAAAACACGAGUGCUUAGCGAAAAUCCAAAAUCCUUUCAAAACACAAGGUUAUGGAUAAUUUUAUUUUAGGAAGUCCCAUGUUAGCAGCCCCCAUUAUGCUGUUUGUAAAUUACAUUAAAUACCGUUUUCUUUAAAAAAAAAAUAGAAUUAUCUUACUGCAUUCAAUAUAUUAUCAGGUUAUUUCAUGCACGCCUCUCUGAAAAAAAUCUAAUCAUCACAAACCAUUAGGAUAAAGGUAACUUUUUGGAAUUCAUAGUAUAUGACAAAUCGCUUGAAACGGUAAGAAUUGAAGACUUUAAAAUGUGUGUAUGUGUCAAUAUGUCGUUAAUAUUUCUCAUUCAUUAAAAUUUACUUGUUAGCAGGAUGGACUUCCCCUUUAAGUGUAUCUUAUCAGGAGAGUUUAGUUUUUAAAUGUAAUAUAUCAUGUGUAUAUAGAUAUAUAGCAGCUGCAAAUUUAUAGUUAUUUUAUUAGGAUAUAAUUUGUAAAUAUGCAAGCCCGUAUAAUAUGCUUUUCUUCAGGGGUUCACUUUGUGAAAAAUUUGGUUUUCGGGAGAUAACCAAGAAGAUACAAUGGAUCGGCAUUUACUUCAAGAAGUUUACAAGCAAAAGUGAAUUGUUUUCUUUCAAGUCACUCAAGCUAUUUACAUUUUCCUUUUACUUUUUGUUUGGUAGUUGUUUUUCAACCUUAGUUUAUAUGGCCCUGCAUUCGUAUUUUGGUUUUAUUUGCUUUGUUCUUUUGAGCUUCACCCAACAGAUCUGAUCGUCGAAUGUUGACUCCGAAAAUACAUCAAAUAAUAAUAAUUGAUAAAAUGAAAUGAAUAAAUUCACUAAGAUAAUAGAAAAAAUAUCAGAGAUGAAACAAUUAAAGCAGUGUAAGUUUAUUUUUCCGAUAUUUUCAAAGGAAUGUUCACUCUAAUCUUUUCGCAUGUUAAGAUGAAUAACUGAUUGUCGAUGGUUCUUUCCGGAUGGUCAUAGUCAUUGCAGUGUGAUAUAAACUCUGUUCUGCCAUGUCUGUUAGAAUAAAUGUAUUCGAGAAUCGUUCA